This is a messenger RNA of Folsomia candida, 1474 nucleotides long. RefSeq names its product fibroblast growth factor receptor 4-like. Lineage: Eukaryota; Metazoa; Arthropoda; Collembola; Entomobryomorpha; Isotomidae. Gene Ontology annotation, cellular component: signaling receptor complex. Gene Ontology annotation, molecular function: ATP binding; transmembrane receptor protein tyrosine kinase activity. Gene Ontology annotation, biological process: protein phosphorylation; multicellular organism development; positive regulation of kinase activity. The transcript is spliced from 6 exons. The record is from RefSeq and is a predicted model, not a curated record. The coding region runs from base 202 to 1332 and encodes 376 amino acids.
UUGGACAAUGCAGUCGACCAUAAUUUUUACGGAAGUAUACAUGAUGAUCGAGAAUAUAUUUGCGUAGCCAAGAACUCGGCGAGUUCAAAAACCCUGAGAUACAGUGUAACUGUAGUUAGUUCUGAACCCGGUUGGGAGCAAGCAUUGAUUAUUGGGGGGAGUUUCGCACUUGGAUUAUUAGGACUUUUAGCGAUUCCUGCAAUGUACUUAAUUUACAGAAUGCGAGCCAAGAGGAACCGACUUCUUCGCGAGAUAUAUCAACAAUUUAAAUACGGACAAGAAUCAACCGACCCUGCCCAAAGUACCGACCUAAUUAGUACAUUCAAUCCAGAUGCUUCCUCGUAUUUGUCUCGUUCGGAAUAUGUCAUCUAUCAAGGCGCAAUUAAUCUUCCUUUUCCGAAAGCACUGGAAAUUUUACCCGACCGUUUGGAAAUUAUAGAGUCUGCAGUUUUAGGAAGUGGAGCAUUUGGUAUUGUUUUCCAAGGAAGACUUGACAGCAGAAUUACAAUCGCUGUGAAAACUGUUCCUAAAGAUGCUGAUGAGUCUAAAUUGGCUGCCUUGUUAUCAGAAGUAAAAAUAAUGAGUUUUGUUGGACGACAUCCUAACAUUGUCCAACUACUGGGAGUACAGUUCGUAGAUUUGAAGAAAGGCAUUGUAUACGUUGCCGUGGAGUUUUCUUCCCGUGGAUCCCUCGAGGGCGUGCUCCAGGCAAACCGUCGUCAAUUAGGAAUGGCACAAUCAUACCUUGGAAAAAUAUAUAAUAUUCCCGGGUAUAUUGGUUUACGACUGGUCGAAAGACCUUUUCAACUAUAUCAGUUGCUAAAGUUUUCUCAUCAAGUUUGUUGCGCUAUGGAGUUCCUUGCGUCAAAAAGGAUAAUUCACGGUGAUCUGGCUGCACGGAAUGUGCUACUGGAUUCCAACUUCAAUGCUAAGAUAUCGGACUUCGGCUUAUCCAGGCAAAUGUAUGACACAUACAAAAAAUACGUUGUUGCAACGAAGGAAACUGCGAUGCCUUGGAGAUGGUGUGCCAUAGAAAUUUUAAAACAUCAAAAAUUCUCGAUUGAAUCUGACAUCUGGGCCUACGGGAUUUUUGUGUGGGAGGUUUUCAGUCUUGCAGAAAUUCCUUACACUGCAGGGAUAACUUGGGGACCUGAAUUCGUUAGAUACUUGGAAAGAGGGUUUAGACUCGAAAUUCCACCCUAUGCAAAUCAAGAGAUAUACCAACUGAUGAAGAAAUGCUGGGAGGGACAACCGUCAAAGAGGAUAAGUUUCCAACAACUAUCAAUUCAAAUUUUGACUUUGCUGGAGGCUGAAUAUAAAAAACAAUAUUAAAAGAAUUGAUUUCUUGUCAGCUUUACAUAGAUAUAUGUAAAUGCAUAUAUUUAAAUACUAGUAUAUGCGUCCCAACUAUAAAAAUUCAUUACAAUUUAUAUCAAUAAGUGAAAAAUAUCCUCUUUAUUUAUCCAUCAAAGUU